GCUGCUCCUGUUUGCUGCGACGUUACAGUGUUUUUUUCGGGCCGUGCCGACAUCAUUUGAAUUAGUCGCUUUGUGACGUUUGAACGGUUCGAAUCUACACGCGACGACCCACACGGCGGCAGCACAUACUCGUACGUGAGCUUUUUCGACUACCCGUUAACCGCUGUCAGCUAACCGGUAACCGUUACGAUGGCUAAAGGCCGUCUAUAACACCGACGCCAAUAAUUACAAUCGAAAACUCGAGUUGAUUUAAGAAAGAAGCGGAGCGCAGCUUUGCACGUGACUGGAGCGGGGAAUGUUAAAGGACGCCGAGGAGUUGAAUAAACGCGGUAAACUGACGUCGCGCAACAUGAACGACUUUGGGCGACAGGUGGCGACAUUACCGCUGCCCCUUCCAUUGCUGGCCAAGACCCCGACCAGUGAUCACGGCCCCAUGCACUCCACACCUCCCACAACGCCGCCCACACCGCCCCCCCUGCCCUUGAACAUGAGUCAAACGGCCACUAAAGCAACAAUGGCGGCACACGCAUCUCCUGCAGGACAUAGUACACCGGCCACCCCCACGUUAGGCGGUGGGGCACUCGGUGGUACCAUCGCAGCAACGGCACCACAGGAUCACUACAGUUUGCGCUGGAACAAUCAUCAGAAUCACAUCCUGAGGGCCUUCGACGCCCUGUUGCAGACUAAAACGCUGGUCGACGUGACGUUGGUCUGUGCAGAGACUUCGAUCCGGGCCCACAAAAUGGUGUUGUCCGCAUGCUCCCCCUUCUUUCAGCGCGUUUUCGCUGAAACACCCUGCAAGCACCCAGUGAUUGUGCUUAAGGACUUCCGCGGCUGGGUCGUCCAGGCCAUUGUGGACUUCAUGUACCGCGGCGAGAUCAGCGUGCCCCAGCAGCGACUGCAGACACUGAUACAGGCGGGAGAGUCCCUGCAAGUGCGAGGACUCGUCGAGAGCUCCGUUCCGGAGCACACGCCCACGCCAGCAGCUUCGCCCGAUGACUUCGGGCUGCUGGAUGCAUCGGUGCUCUCCUCCAGCUUUGAGGACGAGUCGCCAUCGAUGGUCCGACCAUCCCAGGCAGCAUCAGAUGGUAAACUGAUAAUGCCUUCCAGGCAACACCUCUUUGGCAACCCCGCGAGCUCUAUGGCGGCGCUAAGGCUGCGCCGGAAGAGGGAGCAGGAGUGCGAUCGCGAGCUGGAGAGUGACCAGGAGCUGGGUGGAAGUUCGCCGAUGCCAAGACGCAAGCAAGCGCGACCGCGACGCCGGUCGGGCGAUGUCCCGCACGACUUUGCCCUGAACAAGCCCGAGGCGGAAACACUGCAAACUGUGAUUAAACACGAGAUGCUAGAGAGCAUGGAGGGAGAGGAGGGGGGAGAGGAGGACGACGGACCAGAAUCGACACAGGCUCAGCAGGACUCCUCACAGGCUCUGAAAGUGUCUACGGAGCAGCCGAACGAGAAGCAGCUUAUGGCCAAAGACAGUGAGCAGCCUCUGAGUCGGAACGAGAGCCACCAGAACGAGCAGGAGCUCGAAGAAGAGGACGAAGAUGAUCAAGAUCAGGACGAAGACGAGGAAGAACAGGACAUAGAAGAGCUUAUACACACGACCAACGAGCUGAGGCGCCAGGCGGCUGUAGCCGCCGCAAAUGCUGCCGCCAUGUCGCCAAUCCCCUCGCCCUGCCCCAGCGAUGGGCCCGAGGACCUCUGCACCACUAAGAAGGACAAGGACAUCAGUCACCACACCACCCACUCAUCCGAUUGUGAAUCGAACAACAACAAUAGCAGCAAACUCCAGGACAACAACCAACGGAUCAUGCUGUCUCUUAAGGAUAUCAGACAGCUGAAUGCAAAUCCCAACGCAUCGUCAACGCCAAUCCAUACGCCCACCAGCUGCUCGGCGGGGGGCAACGGACUAAUGAGUUUCCCUCCGCCCGGCAUGCGGCCCCCAGGCCUUCCGGACAGCCCGCCAUGCCACAUGGAGGCACUAGAGGCACAGAUGCAUGCCGCAGCGGCGGCCGCCGUGGCUGCCGCCGGUGCCGGAGACCAUCCCUUUCACCACAUGGAGCACCAGAUGGAGAUGUCCCUGGCUGCGGCAGCUGCGGCAGCUGCCAUGCAUCAACGAGACCCGCGAGAUCCCCGCGAUCAAUGCGCUUUUGGCAACGGCAUGUUGGGGCCCAUGGUCAUGUCCCCGUUCGGGGGACCCAACGGAGGGCCACCUGGGAGCAGUGGCGGGCCGGGAAGCGGAUGUCCGGGACAGGCGCCCCAUGAACGGUUGGAGGAGAGUAUGAACCGCCUGAGCAAGGAGCUUGGAAAGGAGUUUGGCAAAGACUUUGCCAAAGAGUUUGGCCCGUCCUCGCCGAUGAGUCUCCCCGGACACUUCAGUCAGCAGGAUGGACAUCCGCACACGCAUCCGCCAUCGCCGCUGCCUUUUCCCGGCAUGUCCUCCGCGAUGACGCUGACGCCGCCGCACAUGUUUGGCCUGGACUCCCCACUCGGCCUAUUUCCACCCGGAAUCGAUCCCGGCAAGCUUUAUAAUCCGCUGAUGGAGAUGAGUGACCCACGGGACAUGAGCGGCGGACCACCGCCCUUCCUUAAGAAAAAAAUGCCACGACCCAAGGGACAGCACUCGGCACCACGGGGCGGACCACCUCGUUCCUGGACCAACACAGAGCUAACGGAGGCCCUUCAGCACGUGUGGAACAAGAAGAUGACCACCUCGCAGGCCUCCCGCAUCUUUGGCAUACCGUACAACUCCCUGCUGAUGUAUGUGCGGGGCAAGUACGGAAAGAGUUUGAAGCUGGAGCAGCUCCGUAAGGAUUGCAUCAGCGGGCCACCCAUUGAGAUGCUCCAGAUGGGCAUCAGUGGGGGCAACGGAGGCGGUGGCAACUCCAGCAAGAGCGAGAAGAACAAGGACCGCAAGGAAAAGGACAAGGAGAAGGGCUCGACGAGUAACAAUACGUCGGGUAGCUCUGGGAACGGGAAUGUUCCACACUGCGGCUCGGCCAGUGGAAAUGGCCCUCCCAUGCCGCAUCCCAGUGACCUCGGUUCCUUGGGGCCACUCGACUUGGAGCUGGGACUGCCUCUGGGUCCUCCAGGCGGGCCUCGAAGCGGCAGCUCAGAGCCCGAUUUGUUGGGCGGACCCAAUGCCCUCUUCAAUCCCUUCAAUCCCCAAGGAUUUUAUCACGACUUUUCCGGCGGUUUCCCGGGACUGCCCCUGAGCAUGCUGAAUCUUCUGCCGCCGGCAGAGCGACACCAUGCAGCGGCUGCCAUGCACCAUCUGGGAAUGACAAUGGAUGAGGACUGCAAGUCGGUGGCCUCUAAGCAGUCCUCCUCCAUGGACGACGAUUUUGCGGGACAAGGGAUUCCUCUCUCAUUGGAGCAACGGCGAGAGAUGGCAGCGACGGGACCCCCCUUGACGCAACUGAAUGGCGUUGCUGGGCAGGAUUGAAACAUGUGGCGGGAUUGGGCAACUGGGGCUGCCAAUCCAAUAUACUUCCCGCCGUUCGAGCUCGACCAGGAGCAGAAUCCGGCAGGCCCAGGUCCUCCAACGACCCUUCGACACCCGCGAUCCGCCCUGCCCCACCUGGGGUGUCGCGAUCUCAGCUUUAAGCCCGGCCAUCUCUUUAUGGCCAGGCGGAAGAUGAAACGCUAUCGGGCCAAGCGCCAGCUGCAACUGCAGACCCAGAUGCAGGGCUCCAAUCCCCAUCCGCCAACGACUGCGACAUGUCCUGCCGCCCACCCGGUUCCACCGCUGCGGACUUGAAAACUGUGAACAGAAUCGAUAUGCAAUAUGUGUAACCUUAACCCACUAUUUAGUUUCAUUUGUAGCCCUAAAUACAAUAUUUUAUUCGCGAGGA
This is a messenger RNA of Drosophila subobscura, 3854 nucleotides long. It is a transcript of the gene lov, whose product is annotated as protein jim lovell. The coding region runs from base 296 to 3445 and encodes 1049 amino acids. The record is from RefSeq and is a predicted model, not a curated record. Gene Ontology annotation, cellular component: nucleus. The transcript is spliced from 4 exons. Gene Ontology annotation, biological process: regulation of transcription by RNA polymerase II. Lineage: Eukaryota; Metazoa; Arthropoda; Insecta; Diptera; Drosophilidae. Gene Ontology annotation, molecular function: protein binding; DNA binding.